AUCAUCAUUAAAUGUUUUCUAUAUCAUUGUCCACAGGUCCACCGCAGGUAUGACGCUCGGUUUGUGCUGCAGCACGGGUUUGGCCCGCAGCUGUGCGCCCCGCCCCUGCAGAACUCUGACAUCGUGACGAUACGGGAAGUCACGCCGCAGGCAGGGGGAGAAGGGGGGGAGGAUCAGGAGGAGGAACCCAACAGUCACUUAGUCUGUCUGGAGAUUCAUCCUGUCACAGAAGGUAUCUGUAAGGAGGACCUCAUACUGACCACAGGUGACUGUGGGACCAAGUCGGUCCACCUCCAAGUGUACGCUCAAGUCCUGGCCAGAGACAAGGGGCCACCCCUCCUUAAAGAAGGGGUGAUGUGCGUGGGCACGGACCAAGAAAUAGCCAAAGAUCCUCAAGAGAUGCCCAAGUCUGCAGUACAGUUCUCAGAAGAAGAAGAAUCUAGUAGUACGGCUGAACAAAAUAACUUUAACAAGCCUGCAAGAGGGGUGCGGUUUGGGGCGGAGAAGUUGAGUCCGGUUGACGAAGAUUCGUCGACGGAAAAACAUCAGCAGCAGCAUGCUGGUGGUCAUGUCCAUUUUCCAGCAGACCUACACGGGCCGGAGCUACGGGUCACUCAGAAUGGCCAGGACCGCUUCUCUGUCAACCUGGGAUUCCUACAGAUCCACAGAACGUACCAGGCCAAGUUCACCCUCAGACACGGCUUCGGGCCCCGUCUCUCUGCCCCGCCCCUGCAGAGUGUUUACUUCACCAUCAAGGAGAUUCACCACAACGUAGACAACAGCACAGACGCCGAGGGGAACGCACAGGACAGCCACACCCUGGUGUUAGAGAUCUGCACAGAGAAGGACGGGGUUGUGAAGGAGGAGCUCUUCCUGACAACAGAGGAAGAUGCCACCAAGAAGAUGUGGGUGGAGCUUCAUGCCAGAAUCAUGGGCAAGGGGAAGGGCACUCCUCUGCUGAAGGAGGGCGUUCGAUGUUUGAAGGUCAACGUGGAGGAGGACUCAGAAAUCAGCGACUGGGCAGGCUUCUGAUAACAUAAUGUACUAGAGCACAUUGGUACAAUGGCUGAGUUAUCAACAAUGUCAUUUCAGUGUUCCAGCCAUUGUCUGUCUGUCCGUCAUUUGACUGAAUUUUGCUGCUCACGACGCUCAUGCCCAUUCUGCCAUCUUUGGUGGACAAAAUUAGUUGUGUAAACAUAUUAUGGAAAGAGAUGUCAUUAAAACUAAGCUUAUUCUACGAACAAAACUCUCAAAAUGCAUUUCAGAGGGACAAGAAUUUUAAAAAAUUGGGGGGCAGUGUGCCACCAGGCCCUCAAGAAUUGCCAAUGUUACGUCAAACAAAAAAGAGAUGACGGAAAAAAAAAAGUGAAAUUUAAUAUGUUAUGAUCAUGUCACCAUCACACCAGUUUCACCCUGGAAGUAAUGGAUUCAAUUAGCACGUCGACAGAACAUACUGCACCUGCACGAAACCCGUAAUGUAUUGUGCAUAGCAGUGACUUUGACAGAACAUCUCAUAUAAGGUCAUAUUUGCGCAUAUAAGGUUAACACUGUGUAAAUGUUGUGUCGUAAAAGAAGAUAUCCUCUGUAACAGGCAAAAUUCUGAUGCAGUAUUCAGACCAAAAAUCCCACGAAACCAUAAAAAUGCAGUACGUUCUGCCAACGUGCUGAUUCAUAUAUUAUAUACAUGUAUACAUGUAUAUGGUUGUUCUUGCAAUUUGGGAGCACCUUUGUGUUUAAGAGUUAACUGUUGUCUGUGGCUGUCUGUUGGGGAAAGUAGAAUUUGACAUCCCUUUUGGGAUUAUUGGCCCAGUACUAAGUUCCUCACUGGAAACCAGGGUUACACCGAUCUUGUUUUGUAUUUUACUUUUGUUUUUCUUUAGUUUUGGUUGAUUAUUUCAAUCCACAAUCUGUACUUUUGUUCUCCAGCUUUAUGUACCAUACAUUUUUAUAUUUUCUUCCGGUGUCUUAUAAGCCCACACGGGCUUGGUGCAUAAAGUGCAAGACACGUUAAAAAGUUCAGUUAUUUUCCAAGAUUUUCGGCCCAGUUUUUUUGGGCCGAAGGGCCCAUUGUGUUUGAUUAAGGAUACCAGUUACUGUAUUUUAGCAUAAUGUUUUCCAACCAACUUGUUUUUUUGUAGCCAAAUAAACUGCACUCAAUGAACUUUGCAGAGGAUUGCCAUCUUCUUGUCAAAUACUUCAGGAGAAGUGUGGAAUUAUUUGUGAUUGUGCCCUCUAGUGUCAACAUUUUGAGAUAUUUUUGUCGAAGAAACCGUAUUUGUAUAGAAUAUGUAUUUUAAUAUGAUAGAUGCCCAAAGUAAGUUCUAUUUGUGAAAAAAGUGUUUUUGAGGUGAGACCUUUUAAUGUGAAAUACAGGUGUACAUGUGUGGUGUCAAAAAACUUGUUAAAUUUUACUGUUGUUGUAGGCAUUUGAUGCUAAACAGUUUUGAAAGCAAUAAAAAAAAUGUGGUACAUGUAUCAUCCAGCAAAAUAGAUUACUGGCUUCCAGGGUAGGUAGUGAUUAAUAUGGUGACUAUUACCUAGGAGUAUUAGACUAAGUAUGAUUGUACUUACUACCAAGGAUUGAUAAAGCAAUCAUUGAGAAAUUGUGCUGUUAUUUGUUUAUUAACUAUCAGCCACUAGACCAGGUGUUAAACACCUUUUGCAUUAUUAGUAGUAUUGACACCACUGUUCUAUAGCCAGCGUACGUCUUUCUGUCAUCAAUGGUUGACAAAAUUUGCCUAAGCCGUCAUCUUUGACAGCAAAAAUUGAUGUGUAAGAAAGAUGUCAUUAAACUAAGUUAGUCUACCCAGCAAAAUUUGCCCCUCAAUGCCAGAAAUAGCGUUUCAGAGGGUCAAGAUUUAAAAAUUUUGCCAGGGAAGCAUAUCCCCAGACCUCCCCAGGAUGUUUCAUCAAAAAAACUAUAGAGGAUGGAAAAUAAUUGAGGCUGGCUAGAACACUUCGAUAAGGCAUGUUAACUUUUACUUUCCAUUAGCAUACAUGUAGCAUUCUCUCUCACAGUAUACAGCAAAUUUCUUACACAUAGUUAACACUUUGGAUCAUUCAGUAUAUAUGGUACAUGUAUUACAAAUUGUACAUUAGAUCACCAGUGUUAGACUUAUAAAUGUUGAUUCUACCACAAAUCCUGAAUCAGAUAUAGUUAGUGAGUUAAUGCUGCUGCACUUAAUGUUACACAAAUGUAUCAUGGUGAUCACAGUGGAGAUUGUUGCACACAUUUAAGUAAAUGUUAUUCAUAUUUUAGAUUUUAGUUCUUAUUGGUCUUUAGGAAGACAUAUGAUAUUUUUCAAGAUAUGUGUAACAUCUGUGUCCAUAAUAUCACCAGGGUCCAUAAUA
Messenger RNA from Branchiostoma belcheri (Belcher's lancelet), 3351 nucleotides. RefSeq lists its product as uncharacterized. Lineage: Eukaryota; Metazoa; Chordata; Leptocardii; Amphioxiformes; Branchiostomatidae. The annotation marks the transcript as partial. The transcript has 5 exons. The record is from RefSeq and is a predicted model, not a curated record.